Pangasianodon hypophthalmus (striped catfish) is the source of this 2276-nucleotide messenger RNA. It is a transcript of the gene dnaaf6, whose product is annotated as dynein axonemal assembly factor 6. Gene Ontology annotation, cellular component: cytoplasm. Gene Ontology annotation, molecular function: protein-folding chaperone binding; dynein intermediate chain binding. The record is from RefSeq and is a predicted model, not a curated record. Lineage: Eukaryota; Metazoa; Chordata; Actinopteri; Siluriformes; Pangasiidae. Gene Ontology annotation, biological process: flagellated sperm motility; axonemal dynein complex assembly. The transcript has 6 exons. Bases 1476 to 2063 code for a protein of 195 amino acids.
GUUUGUCGACGGUGGAGUGGCUGGCUGCCUUAUGUCCCAGGGUGCCCUCAUGUCUGUGUUAGCGUCUGGCUCUCCCUUUUAGUUAUGCUGUCAUAGCUAGUCUUGCCGGAGUCCCUGCUUGCACUCUGCAUGCAAAGUACAUCGUGCUUAACCAUUAGAGGACAAAAGCUUACCUAACAAUCUCUUCCUUUCUCUCCAUCUCUCUCUCUCCCUCACUCUCACGCUACUUCUGAGAUGCCAGUGAUGCCAGUGAUCCUGACCCCUUCUGCUCCUCCUCGCUGCCUGACCCAUCCUGAUGCCCUACUUCUGGUUGGAGUUCUCAUCGGGUGAGUUCGCUCGCUGCUGCUGGGGGUGGCCCCAUAUGGACUGCCUGAAGAACUGUUUGGAUUGCUGGGGAUGGCACCACCUGGGGGCUGUGGAGAUGGCUUGGGGAUCACAUAUGGGGAGCUGUACUGUAAUGGCUUGGGACUGCGAUUGCUGUAGUGGCUUUGGGGCUGCAGUUGCCACGAGCAGCUUCGUACUCAGGACUCCAUCAGUGGACAGUGGAUAGAUUUUAACCAGCCGGACUUCUUGCAAAAACUGUGAUGAAUUUAUUGGUUGCACAAUUGCACUAUUUGUCCAUAUAGUACACAAUAGAAGGGUUUUAUUUAUAAUCGUACUAUCCGUUGCACCCAGAUGAGGAUGGGUUCCCUUUUGAGCCUGGUUCCUCUCAAGGUUUCUUCCUCAUAUCAUCUCGGGGAUUUUUUCCUUGCCACCGUCGCCACUGGAUUGCUCAUUAGGGAUAAAUUCACAGUGAUAAAUUGAAAUAUUUACAAUAUAUUUUUGUGAAUCCAUUUAUUUCUGUAAAGCUGCUUUGUGACAAUGUCCAUUGUUAAAAGCGCUAUACAAAUAAAACUGAAUUGAAUUGAAUUGAAUUGAAUUGAAUCUUCCAGAGUUUCCAUUUUCCCUUUCUUAGAAGCAGGUUUAGUUGGGGUGUCGGGAAGAUGAGUUGAGCAAAGAGUAUCCAGAGUAUUUCCAAAACCGGGAUCAGUAACAGCAGGAAGUGUAUAUCUACAGAUACGUCCAUCAGACUUUUCACCCGUUCUUUACGUUUUUCAACACUUUUUGACAUAUUUAUUCCACAGUUACAUCCUUAAUAAAACACACAGCGGAUGUGUAAGGUAAAGAGUUGAAAGCAGACAGUUUACGGGAGUUAUAAUAUUUUUUGUCAGCAGAGCUACUAAAAGUUAUCUGAACAUGCCGCCAUCUUGGAGCCUCUAGCUCAAAUUUAAUCAUCUUCCCAAUGCAUUUUUUUCCGGGUCCUCCGUGAUCAAAAGGAAUCCGCCCAAUCUGGCGACACUGCACGUAGUUACCCCUGGCAACAGUUAAUCUCCUUGGAAACGGUAAACAGUUCUACAGACAGCUCAGCCUCUGUCUGUAGCCUCUGAGACUUUUACAGUCCAUACAUCUAAUUACAUAAAGGUAAUAGAAAUAAAAUGGUGGAGUUGUCAUCUCUCCGAAAUCUUCAGGCUCUGUCCGACUUGCUCUCUCUACCAGCCGAUGAAGAAAGCGACGCAGAAGACUGCAAGAAUGUAAAUCUGAUGGCAAACAUGGGUCCUGGGCACAUUGGUGCUUGUUCUUCUACUUCUAGGCAAGACAAGAAUGCAGUCAAUAGUGCCUAUGUGAAGAACACCAAAGACAUCUGGGAUGUAGAGGAGGUGACUGGAGGGACACACUUUGAUGACCUUGCAGAUCCACGUCCUCAGCCUGAGUAUGAGAUUAUCCUGAAGCAGAGUGUGGGUACUGAGGACUUGUUUCUGGGCAUGAGCCGAAAGGAUCCAUCCUCCAUGUGCUGUGAGAGCAUGCUAGUGAGGGUAAAGCUACCGGAAACUAAGGCUUCUGAUCUUGUGCUGGAUGUGAAGGAGAGAUUUGUUGACCUAAGAACUCCAAAAUACAAGCUAGGCCUGCAUCUGCCCCACUCAGUGCACAGUAAGGAAGGCACAGCCCGAUUCAUUACAGAGAGAUAUGAACUGGAAAUCACACUGCCCACGAACAGACCUAUGGACUCCAUCAACCUCACCUGAAGAGAAGGAAUGAAGAACUCAUGGGCUGCCUCUGAAGAAAAAGAACUGUCAUCAGUGGCUGGAAAAGGAAGACUUCAUAGAACAGAAACAUUUCAAGGAACAUCAAGCUAUGGAUUGUUUCCAAGUAUUUCGAGCCACAAUCAACUGUUUUGGGCUUGUACCAUAAACCCUCUUAACAUUUUAAAUAAAAUUUGCAAUUACUAUGUUUUUAAA